Filobasidium floriforme is the source of this 1803-nucleotide messenger RNA. RefSeq names its product putative carbamoyl-phosphate synthase. The transcript has 5 exons. The record is from RefSeq and is a predicted model, not a curated record. NCBI's taxonomy places the organism in Eukaryota, Fungi, Basidiomycota, Tremellomycetes, Filobasidiales, Filobasidiaceae. The coding region runs from base 232 to 1617 and encodes 461 amino acids. Gene Ontology annotation, molecular function: carbamoyl-phosphate synthase (glutamine-hydrolyzing) activity. Gene Ontology annotation, biological process: L-glutamine metabolic process; L-arginine biosynthetic process; 'de novo' pyrimidine nucleobase biosynthetic process. Gene Ontology annotation, cellular component: cytoplasm; carbamoyl-phosphate synthase complex.
GUUCGGGCGAGAUAACGAGCGAGGAAAUAACCUCUUGACUCGAACCUCACGAAAGAUUGUCAGGUCGAUUCAUCGUUCCUUUCACGAAGCUACUCCUCUCAACACCAUACCUCCCAGCGUCAACGUCCUACCUCGACCUUGAAGCAACAGCACACGCACAAGCCCUCUUACCACCUACCUUGACGGAAAACAUAGAGCCUUCGCUCUACCCCCAAAAAUAAUCUCAUCAACAUGACCCGAAUUCUCCCCCUCCUUUCCAAGACCCUCGCCCGAGCCAGGAACUCGUCAUCUCCUUUCAAUCCCACCAACACGCUCAACCUGACCCGAACGCUCGCCACUCCGUCUACCCCUAAAGCGCUCUACACCCCUGUAUUGCCUCCUCAUGAUCCGGCGGCGUUGCACUUGAAGUCGGGACAGACGUACGAGGGGCAGGCGUUUGGGGCCAAGAGGAGCGUUUUCGGGGAGACGGUCUUUAGUACCAGUAUCACCAGCUACACGGAAUCGAUGACCGACCCGUCGUACCUCGGUCAGAUCCUCGUCUUCACCUCGCCCAUGAUCGGCAACUAUGGUGUACCCAAGAACCUCGCUAGGACCAACGAACCGGGGAUUCCUAUCCUCGAAUCUACGGGUAUUCAAUGUGCCGGUGUCGUCGUCUCGGACGUGGCGACCAAGUACUCGCAUCACGCCGCCAUCGAGGGGCUGCACGAGUGGUGUGCCAGGUACAACGUACCCGGUAUUUCUGGAGUUGACACCAGGGCGAUCACGACUCUGCUCCGUGAUCAGGGGACUACGCUCGGACGUCUAGCCAUCGGCGCGGAAGACGUCGCUCAACCCCGCCCGGCUGACCACGAGUACUGGGACCCUUCCAAGGACAACCUCAUCGCCCAGGCUUCCACCAAAGAAGUCUACACCCUCAACCCGGAUGGGGACGUUAACAUCGCCCUCCUCGACUUUGGCGCCAAGGCCAACAUCGUCCGUUCCCUCGUCAGGCGUAACGCCCGUGUCACCAUCCUCCCCUGGGACUUUGACUUUAACACCGUCCGGGACCAGUACGACGGGCUCUUCCUCUCCAACGGCCCUGGAGACCCUAAAUCCAUCAUGGACACGGCGAUGAGGGUCAGGAAGACCAUCGACGAGUGGAACAAGCCGAUCUUUGGGAUCUGUAUGGGUCAUCAGAUCUUGGGGCUCGCUGCGGGUUUGGAAGCGUACAGGAUGACGUUUGGGAACAGGGGACAUAAUCAGCCCGUGCUCGCCCUCGCCAAUUCGGGAAGCAUCAAGGCGGGAAGGGUUUACGUUACGUCGCAAAACCACCAGUACGCGCUCAAGUUGACCGAAAACUUCCCCGAGGGAUGGGCUCCCUUCUUUAUCAACUGUAACGACUCUUCGGUCGAGGGAAUCAUCUCGACGCCCGAAUCGGGUAAACGAAUCUGGGGUGUUCAGUUCCAUCCCGAGUCUGCUGGAGGUCCUUUGGAUACCAUCGAGAUGUUUACCGACUUUGUCGACGAGUGCCGAGCGGGCUCCAAGGCCGGUAACAAGGGAGGCAGGAGUAGCUUGAUGGUCAACAAGUCGGACUCGGCCGUUGUUGAUGCCGUCAAGGAGGUCGCUGUGACCGCUUAAUCCCGGGAAGGAACACCUUCUACUCGAUUGCUCAUAUAUAGAGAUACAGAAGGGGAAGAGGGCUUCAUGGUGGGAUGCAGCUUGUAUAUAUUUUAUCGCCGGGGUUUUCUUCCCUUGAUGAUGACACGGGGUUAUGACGAUCGAUAUAUCGGACCGAUCCGCAUGGUCCGUACAUUUCUUAGGGGA